Molecule: messenger RNA, 5097 nt
Organism: Portunus trituberculatus (swimming crab)
Lineage: Eukaryota; Metazoa; Arthropoda; Malacostraca; Decapoda; Portunidae
Exons: 7
Coding region: 1551-5033 (1160 amino acids)
Molecular function (GO): zinc ion binding; RNA binding
Source: RefSeq, a predicted model, not a curated record
UGUUCCUUAUAGUGCAUUCUUCCUGCCUGCAACGGCAUUUGUCUAGAAUCACUACUAACUCGCUUUUUUUCAUGUAGUGCCUGAUUGGCUAGAUCCCCUCAUGCUAAGCAUAAGGAACACCAUAUUUAUGUGUUGUAGAUUAAUGAUAACGCCGGCAGCUAAUGUUUAAAAGAUAUUCCUCUAUCGGCAGUGUUAUUUACAAUAGUAAUUACAUUAAGUUUAGUUUAGCACUAGCAAUAACACUCAUUCGCAUUAGAUUUUUUUUUUUUACUUCUAUUCAUUUAUUGAUAUUUUUUUAUUAAUUUUUUUCUUCGUCUAAUUCUUACAACCUGCUGGCUUCGUCUUUUGCUGCUAUCACCUUACUACUUCUGUCAUUGUCAUUCCCUUCUGUACUCCAUUAUUUUAAGUUGUUCUUCCAUAUCUGGUGUCUCCAAUCAUUGAUCCCUUCUCUGAAUUCUUAAUCCUCACUAGAAGUUUUUUGUGUGUUCAUCAUGUUGAAGACAUCAUGCAGCCCUGUCUCACUCCUUCAUUGUUUUCCUUCCUGCCUCCUAACAUGAAGUUAACUUUAUUACCCUUGUACACGUUCCUGAUCACCUAUACCACUCUAUCUGGUAAAUUUAAUCUUUCACCAUACUCUCACUUCAGGAUGAAACAGUUUUUUGGUAAUUUUGACCUGUUUUAUAAAUUAAACUGCAUUAAUUGCAAAUCAAUACUUUUUAUAUUCUCUCCUUUCCCUUCCCCCAAAACAUGGUCUAUCCCCUCAGAAAGCACAGUGUUACGAUGGAAAUGAAAAAAAAGAUAAAUACAAAACUGAUCAAAAUGCACUAGAGAAAAUAGUUUUGUUAUUGCAAAGUACCACAAAAGUAACAGUCCAAUAUUUUGACUGUUACUGCUGUGAAGAAUGCUUGCCACCACCGCUAGUCACUGCUGCCUAUGCCAACCUAUUGAAACUUAUUUAUUUAACCAAAACUAACUUAAAGCUAACUUGAAGCUAACCUAACCUAACCUAGUUGAGACAAAAUACAUUUCUGAUACAUCUUUCUCAGAACUAAUUAACUUUAUCUAACCCAAUUAAACUCAUGGAAUAAAAAGCAAAUUAGUCUAACCUGACUAGUAAUGUUGAGAAAUUUACAUGUAGCUAGUUGUUAACUUAUUUCUCUUCAUAAGAUAUGGCAAUACAAUAAAAAAGUUGAGGCAACACCCUACCCAUUCUGACAUCUUCCAUAAACUGAUUCAAUUCCGGUCCACAAACUGCUCUGAGUGGCUAUAUUUAUUAUCUCUUAUUUUUAUUGGUCAGUGGCUGCAUGCCUAAACAAAAGAACCAAUCGCCGUGAAUUAUUUCAUGUAUACACAAAUAAUAUGACAAUAUGUACACAUGAAGGAACACACCUAACAGUAUUCCUCGGUGCACAUGUGUCGCAGCACUUAAACUCAUUCUUCCCCAAAAAUGGUAAAUCUUUAAAAAUUUUUGUCAACAUUAUAAACAAUUUGGGAUGGAUAUGUGUGGGUUCAUAUUACUCAGAAUGAGAAGUUCUACAUUAUGAGAAGGAAUGAAGAGCUCUGAAGAACUGGAUGACAUGGACAAAGACAGUGAAUUUGACAGUGAAGCCGAAGAUAUAGAGUUCCGACUGUAUCAGCAGUUGUAUUUUGAAGCAAAUCCAGAUGGAACUGAAGCUGACACUGAGAGAAGGUCACCUAUAGAGGAACAACAUGAAGGGGAGGUCAACCCCAACAAGACCCAUGAUGAGCAGAUUGCACAGCUUGAUGGUUGCCAAUUGGACAUGCUAGAAAUGAAGAGUUUGACUUCUCCACACAAAAUGCCAACAAUUGCCUUUCAAAAUCAUGAAACUCAAAGUUCCCAGUUUGACAAUUGCAUUUAUAUAAAUACUGAGGAAGGUACAGAGGUUGCACUGACAGAUUAUACUGCUAAUAUAGAUUUGGGAAAUACCGAAGAAUGUUCUAUUGGACAAAAGGGAAAAGUAAAUAAUAAUUGUGAUCCUGUAGUUCCUUUUAGUGAUGGUAUUCCUUUCGUAAAGGAAAAUGAAAUAUCCUUGCAGUCAGCAAGGGAAAGACUGUCUAGCACCUGUAGUGAUGGCAGUAUCCGUGGUAGUGUUCCUCUUGAUGCACUGUAUUGUACCUUGGUGACAUCUGAGGAGGAAGAUGAUACAAUUGAUAGCAGAUUGAUCCUGAAAAAUAUAGAGACAGAUGAUCAAGAGAGAAUUAAAGAAAAGUCCAACAAAAGGAAAAGAGGAAAUAUUUCAUGUUCAGAUGAUGAAGAAGAUUCGAGAUGUAAUAACCUUAUGAGUAUUGCAUCAAAGAACAUUGUGAAUGAAGGUGAUGUACAACAGCUGGAAGACAGCAAUUCAGAAGAUGAUAUACAUGUACUUCCUCCGCCAAAACAAAGAAAUCCUGAAGUAUUAACUUUGGAAUCAAGUUCUGACAGUGAAGAAAAAGUAAGAAUAAGAAAUGGAACUUGUAUAAAAUCAAACAAUAAUAAAUAUCGGAAAAUUGAGAAGCCUCCCUCUUCAUCUCUCAAAGCCAUAAAUGAAGAAGGAAAUUCAAGAAGUGUGCAUCAGAUUUCAGGGAUUCGAGGCGAGCUUGGAAAGAAGGAAAGAGAUGUAGCAGCUGGAUCAGAAUCAGACAGUUGUGAUGUUGAUAUGCCAGAAGCUACAAAAGGCACAGAUUUGACAUUGAAUAUUGAUAAAAGGCUUACAGGCUGGAUUAAAACUAUAACAAAGGAUGCACCAACAAAUAAGAGGAAAAUUGACGUAACAAAAAAUCCACAAAACAAGAGAAAUUGUUCCUCUGUUGACUUCACCAAAGGGCGACCUGAUACAAAAACAAAGCCGUCGUGUGAAAAGUGGACGCAGAGCAUGGCAAAUUUUUAUGACUCUGAUGUUUCUGAUGAAUUUGAUGUGUCAGAAAUUCAUCAUCAACAAUCAGGUUCACCAGCAGAUUGGCCUCUCAUUGCUGCUGAUUACCAAAUUACUCGAAAAAGAAGGUACUAUAAUGUAACUGAAAGGUGUAGACGUUGUAGAGAACAAGGACACCCAAUCAGCAAAUGUCCUCGAGUUCCAGUGUGCCACCUUUGUUCUAGCACAAAUCAUUGUUAUCGGAGUAAAUGCCCUGAAAACUGCUGUUUUAAAUGUGGUGGGGAGCCUCACUACUUCUGCCCUAUUAUGGAUCUGUCACGUACCUGCCACUUAUGCAGUUAUCCAGGCCAUCAAAAAGACCUUUGUCCUGAUCUUUGGAGACGAUUUCAUCUGACUACCAAUGGAUUGAGGGCUAAGACUCCCAUAGGAUGCCUUCCGAGACCAUUAGGGGAGCGAUACUGUUACUGCUGUAGCAGACAGGGUCACUACGGCCAUGAAUGUCCUGUUAGGUUUCAGAACAGAUCAUAUGUAAACGUGUCUCAGUCUGUUGUUAGCUAUGGCUGUCCUGUUACCUUGUUUGGUGGCAAUUUUGCAGUCAAUGUUGAAGGAGCACCAUCACCUUCACUUAAUGAAGAUGUGACGUCAAUGCAUAUCAAAUUGAGGGAUGUUGGAAGAAUAAUAGGGAAGAAAGGAGCAAUGGUGCAGUCAAUCAUGAAGGAUUCUGGUGCUCAUGUUGAAGUUGUCCAUGAGGGAAAGCCUCAGGUAUUGCUGUUUGGCCCUUCAGAAGCACGACUCAAGGCUCAAGAUAUUAUAAAAGUUCUUUUAGGAAUCAGGAAAAGCAUAAAUAAUGAAGUUACUAAAGCUUUAAAUAACAGCAGUAGUUGCCAUUAUUUGGGAAAUUAUGUUUGUGACAAUGUUGCCAUGGAUGUAGGUAAUAGUCAGAAUAUUUGGAAUGGGCAAUUUUCUUCCCAUACUGACAGAAAAAAAGGUCUUAUUCUGGGUAACAUUAAAGUGUUCAUGAAAAACAUACACACCAAGAAGCAUAUAAAUUUAUCUCCUGCUAUAAAGAAGCUGAAAAAAUUCAAGUCGAGGAAGGAAUCUACUCCUUCUGAACAGCUCUCUGAAAUUGAAAAGAAAUACUUGAAUUUAGUUGCAAUGAAUGCUUUAGCAAAUUCAGACUAUGGAAAUAGUGAUGAAAUACAAGAAAAGCUAACUGCUUUGCUGAACUUAGUGGAGUCCCACCCAUCUAGUACCAUUUCAGAAGACCUCUGUGCUCAACUUACAAACACUGUGCAGCCCUUUCUCAACCCUUCACUUGAAAAACUAGAUGAAUUAUUACAAUAUGCUCAUAAGAACAAUCUUGUCUUCCUAAAGCAUAGGAGAAUAUUAAAAAAUUAUCAAAAUGUAAAGAAAGGAAAAGCCAAGAAAUCAAAAAAAUUCAAAGAUGUAAGGAAAGAAAAAGGCAAGGAUGAUAAAAAAAUCAAACCUGUAAAGAAAAUAAAAGGCAACGUAAAGAAAAUCAAACCAGUAAAGAAAGAAAAAGGUGAGAAUGACAAAGAAAUCAAACCUGUAGAGAAAGAAAAAGGUGAGAAUGACAAAGGAAUCAAACCUGUCAAGAAAAAAGGAGGCAAAAAGAUAAAAAAAAUCAAACCUGUAGAGAAAGAAAAAGGCGAGAAUGACAAAGAAAUCAAACCUGUUAAGAAAAAAGAAGGCAAAAAGGUAAAAAAGAUCAAACCAGUAGAGAAAGAAAAAGGCGAGAAUGACAAAGAAAUCAACGCGGUAAAGAAAGAAAAAGUUAAGAAUGCCCCAAAACUCAACCCUGUUAAGAAAGGAAAAAUUAAAAAUGCCUCAAAAAUCAAUGGUGUAAAGAAAGGAAAAACCAAGAAUGUCACAAAAAUCAAAGGUGUAAAGAAAGAAAAAGCCAAGAUUGACAAAGAAAUUAACACUGUAAAGAAAGCAAAAGCCAAGAAUGACAAAGGAAUUAAAGCUGUAAAGAAAGAAAAAGCCAAGAAUGACAAAGGAAUUAAAGCUGUAAAGAAAGAAAAAGCCAAGGCUGAAAGUGCCAGUAAGGUUAAAAAGAAUCCGAAGAAGAAUAAAAAAAUGGCAUUCAAAAGAGCUAUAGUCAUGAAGAAAACCAAACCAAAGAACGCAGUGAAUUAAAGUAUGAGAUAAAAACACUAUUGUUAAAAGAUUAUAGAUAUUUAUAAUGAAUUAUAAAGCUCAA